This is a messenger RNA of Penicillium chermesinum, 384 nucleotides long. RefSeq lists its product as uncharacterized. Gene Ontology annotation, molecular function: UDP-galactose transmembrane transporter activity. The transcript has a single exon. Gene Ontology annotation, biological process: pyrimidine nucleotide-sugar transmembrane transport. Gene Ontology annotation, cellular component: Golgi membrane. Lineage: Eukaryota; Fungi; Ascomycota; Eurotiomycetes; Eurotiales; Aspergillaceae. The coding region runs from base 1 to 384 and encodes 127 amino acids. The record is from RefSeq and is a predicted model, not a curated record.
AUGCUUGCUAUUACCGGCACUGCUCUUGCGUCGGGGCUUGGCGGGGUUUAUUUCGAAAAGGUCCUCCGGGAUAGCUCGCAGCGCACCUCCAUGUGGGUGCGCAACGUUCAGCUUGCGAUCUAUUCUGUUUUCCCGGCACUUUUCAUCGGCGUUGGGUUCCAGGAUGGCGAGAAAAUCUCCAACGACGGCUUUUUCCAGGGCUACAACUGGGCAGUCUGGGCAACAAUUGUACUACAAGCUCUUGGUGGGAUCUUGACCACCUUUACUAUCCGCCACUCACAGAGUGACCCCAGUUCUUUCGCCACAACCGCUAGUAUCAUUCUCAGCAUUCUAUCGAGCGUCUGGCUUUUCGAUUUCCAACUCACCACAAGCGUAUGUUUUUGA